AUGCCCAGUUGCGGCUGGUGUCAACAGCAGAUGGCAAAGCUUGCCAACUUUCGACAUAUGACGAUCACAGAGCUCGUCAAGAAUGCUGCCACGCAACAGUCCCCGGAGUCCGUCCAGAAGCUGCAUGUCGCUAUUCAUGAAAGCAUGGUGGCCAGUUUUCUAGGCGAGGCGUUUGGCUACUACGGCCGCGCAAAGGCAUCCGAAAACCCGCUCGCCGUCGGCCCCUUCAUCAUGCAGAACCUCCUCAUCCUCGGAUCCCCGCCCCUCUUCGCCGCAACGAUCUACAUGAGUCUCGGCCGUAUCAUCAUAGCCCUCGAUCUUCGACGCCAUGCCGCCAUCAGCCCGCGGCUCACGGCCUUCUUCUACGUCGUCGUCGACAUCGGCUGCUUUGUCAGCCAGGUUUUCGGAUCAAUCAUGCCGGCCUCCGGCGACCCCUCCGCUAUCGAUCUGAGUAGGAAGAUCAUCAUGGGCGGACUGCUUGCGCAGCUCGGCGUCAUUUGCCUGUUUGCGCUUUCUUGUGCUCACUCGCACCGAUGGGCCAAGCGCGAGGCGCCCAACCUGAAUGCGACCCACGCCGGGAUCAACUGGAACAAGUACUACUUGAUGACAUACGGAGUGGCCCUCCUCAUGUUUGUGAGGAGUUUGGUUAGGGGAAUAGAGUAUCUCCAGGGAGAGGGGGGAUACAUCAUCAAGCAUGAGUUCUUUGUGUACGCCGUCGACGCUGCUCUUAUGGUUGCCAUCAUGGCGUUGUAUCUCUGGAUUCACCCGGGCAGGCUCGUCCGCGAUCUUGCUCGGUACAAAAGUGAUGCAUUCGGAGACGAGCGGAACAUAAUGUUGGAAAGACGAUAG
Colletotrichum chrysophilum is the source of this 849-nucleotide messenger RNA. RefSeq lists its product as uncharacterized. Gene Ontology annotation, cellular component: membrane. NCBI's taxonomy places the organism in Eukaryota, Fungi, Ascomycota, Sordariomycetes, Glomerellales, Glomerellaceae. The record is from RefSeq and is a predicted model, not a curated record. The coding region runs from base 1 to 849 and encodes 282 amino acids. The transcript is spliced from 2 exons.